ACCAAUUUGGAAAAAGGGGAGGUUAUUUACUUAAAUUGUGCCUAAGCUAACAUUUUGCCAUUAUGCGUUGGUAGUUGAACUAUAAAGGAAUAUUUUUGUGGUUUAAGUUAAUCAAUUAUGUAUGUCUUGUUACAUAUAAUUCGAUUUUUUUGGGGACUUUAGUCAAAUGUACAGCAUUAUGACUCCCCUUCUUAACCGUAUCUGAAGUCGUCAUGCACACAGCUGUAGGAAACAUUCAAGUGUUUUGAGGUCUUUUUCAAGAUGCACGUACUGCUUCUCAAAGAGCCAAGGGAUGUAGAUGCUGGACCAGAUCCUUACAUUAAGGAGCUGGCAUCACAUGGUCACAAAGCAACCUUAAUUCCUGUGUUGUCUUUUAAGUUUGUCUCAUUAAACACCUUGUCAGAUAAGCUUUUCCAGCCAGAAAAACAUGGAGGGCUCAUAUUUACCAGUCCAAGGGCAGUGGAAGCUGUGAAGAUGUGCUUAGAAGCAGAUGAGAGAAGGGAAGAGUGGAAUAACUCAGUGAAAGACAAAUGGAAUACCAAGUCCAUCUAUGUUGUUGGCAAGGCAACUGCUGCACUAGUACGAAAUCUUGGUCUGAACCCUUUGGGCGAGGACACUGGGACAGCAGACGUGCUAUCACGUGUUAUUAUUGAAAGAGAGGACACAAAUAUUCCACCACUUUUUUUCCCCUUUGGCUCAAUCAAAAGAGAAGUCUUGCCAACGGCUUUAAGGGAAAGUGGAGUUCCCCUUGAGACGCUGACUGUCUAUCAAACAGCUGAACAUCCAGAUCUGGCGAAAAAUCUUAAGAACUACUACACAGAGCAGGGCACUCCAGCCAGUAUAGCUUUCUUCAGUCCAUCAGGAGUGAAGUUUUGCCUGGAUGUGGUGCGCAGGCUGUCAGGUGAACAGCUGACUCAAAUCAAGUUUGCAGCCAUAGGGCCCACUACACAAGACGCUAUGACAGCAGAGGGCCUGUGUGUCAGCUGUACUGCAGAGAAGCCAACAGCUGAACACCUGGCAGCAUCAAUAGCCAAAGCUUUAUAGUAACUACCCACCACCCUCAAAUGUCCAACCGAUCCACAUUAUCUUCUCUCUUUGUAUAUUCUGUAUUUCAGUUUUCAUGUUUUGUUAUUUGUCUGUGUGCUGCUCUUCUUGCCAGUUUGGAAAGUUAUUUUGCACUGAGAAAAAGUGGCUGUUGUGCCAUACAAGCCAUGAAAGUGUAUAUAUUAUAAUUGUAUUUAUUGUUAAGCUUGCUCAAGACAGUCAAUGUAGAGUUUGUUUUUGAAAAUAAAUUUAAGUCAGUGUGAAAAGUU
Scomber scombrus (Atlantic mackerel) is the source of this 1313-nucleotide messenger RNA. RefSeq names its product uroporphyrinogen III synthase (gene uros). Gene Ontology annotation, biological process: uroporphyrinogen III biosynthetic process. NCBI's taxonomy places the organism in Eukaryota, Metazoa, Chordata, Actinopteri, Scombriformes, Scombridae. Bases 262 to 1044 code for a protein of 260 amino acids. The transcript has 10 exons. Gene Ontology annotation, molecular function: uroporphyrinogen-III synthase activity. The record is from RefSeq and is a predicted model, not a curated record.